UCAGAAAUUAGUUGUUUGGAUACAUUUGUUUGGAAUGCAUGGCGGUUUGCGCAGUACCGGCAGAUACGAACGAACGACAUGACACCUUGACGCAUGAAUCUGGUGGAUUAUUUUCGAAAGAAAGCAAAAGAAAAAAUUACGGCGGAAAAUUGAAAAAUUCAAAAUAAUAAACAAAACGAAAAGAAACUUGUAUUUUUGUUGUCUUCAAAACAGACAAGUAGUGAUCACAACAAAAGGAUUACCACUGUGACCACAUUGUGGAGAAGAGAAAAACCCUGGAUUAAAGUAACCAUCGACUUAUCAAACGGGCCUCCAAGUGAAAAAGUGUGGCAUUAAGUCGUGUAAACAAAACACCAAGUGGAAAAGUGUGCAAAAAAUAAUGUGGAAAAUGAAAAAUGUUGAUUGAGCUACUCUGCUCCAAAGAGUCUUGCUAUGAAGUCGUGGUGUAAAUUUCAUUUUUUGUGUUUAUGACGACACUUAUGACGAUGAUACCGUUGCAAUAUUAAGCGCAAAAAUUAAAAUAUUAAAGUUUUUUUUUGUUCGGAAUUCUCAUAAAAAAGUUAUUAAAUUUUUUCUCAAAGCACACACAUUUUCAAUUAAACCGCAAACGAUUUAGUGGAUUUUAAGUGAAAAACAAACACCUUGUGAAAAUCUAAAAAUUUUUUAUUGCUACAAAAAUAAUAAUUGUUACUAAGGAGAAGCGGAGGAUUGGUGAAAAUAUUUUGUUAAUUAAAGAAACGAUUUGGAAUUUUAUUGGUGUCGUUUGCAUAAAAAGCAAUAUUUAUUUUGGCUAUGAUCAUCAAUUGGAUUGGAUAUUAUUUUUUGUUCGCUAAGCGUGGGUAUUGAUGAUCUAAACAAAAACAAAGGAGUCAACAACCCUAAAGGUAAUGAACACUCCAACGCCCAACAGCCAGCCAUCCAGCCAGCUCGAAUUCAAUGUCUUGGGAAGUGAAUUUCACAUGUCAUCAGUAGAGAUAAACAUAACAAAGGAAGAGGUAGCUGCAACAGCAACAGUAACAACAACAAUAGCAGAAGGCUAUUGAUUUUGAAUAGGAAAGAUUGGGUAUUGAGUUUUUCACAGAAUCGAAUUUGGUAUUGGCAUCAUCAGCAUCACCACAUCAUCCAUUCAAUUACCGUUAAGAGCAUUAGAUCAGCAUCACCAGCAGAGAUCAUCAUCAUCGUCCUACGCUCCAAAUGUUAUGGUUUUGGAUUGAUUGAAAAGUAAUUGAUUAGCAUGGAGGAGUUUUGAAAAGAAGAGAUCCAUAAUAAAUUCCCCAAAAGAAAAUUUUAUUAAAUUGAAUACGAUAUUGAAGUGAUAAGUAACCCCCACCCCUCCCCCCUUUGGAGCAGCUCUUAAUCGCUUUUACACAGAACUCUCAAAACGUCACCAUGAACAGCUUACGACCGACCAGCGUCUGUGACACAACACCUCUGCAGCGUCUUGAGAGCCAAAGUAGCUGCAGUGAACCAUCUUCGCCGACACUGAAUGGAGCCACACUGGCAUCAGCCUCCAUAUCUGUAGGUCUCUGCGGUGCAGCAGCAAUGGCUGCAGUAACCAGCCACCAUGCGCCAACAGACCCAGCUAGCUCCGCAACCACCACAACAGCCCUACUUGCGGCGAACGGUAAUGCCAACUGUGACAGUGGCACGGCCAAUUAUCUGGGGGCCAGCAGCACGGGUUGCGUCAGCGCUAUGGGACACAGUUCUGGCAGUGGCAUCUCAGCCUCACCAUCGUCAACAACAACGGCUAGCACAGCCAGUACAACAUUGUCAUCGCUAUCGAAUCACCAUAAUAACAAUAAUAACAACAACAAUAUUAAUCAUAGCAAUAAGAACGAGAAAAGUUUAAACAUAUUCAUCGAUUCGGUUGGAGGUGGUCGAAACGUAACAGCGACUGGAAGCAGCAUUGCCCAAAAACAUAAAAUGGAACUGCAUGGAACGAAGAAGAUAUUCUGUCGAAUUUUAUUGGAUUUUGUGUUGCUGGCUUGUGUUGGCUUACCCAUUCUCAGUUUCACACUCUGGGGUGAGGCGUAUAAGCGCGGCUUCUUUUGCAAUGAUGAUUCGUUAAUGCAUCCCUAUCAUGAAUCGACGAUGCCAAGCUGGUUGCUGUAUUUGAUGUGCUUUGUCGUACCGAUUUCAAUGAUAACAAUGUUGGAAUUUUUCAAAGCAAAUUCUCACAAAAUGCGCAGCUUUGGUAAUCUAUCGUCGAGCAAUUAUUAUUUUUGCCAUUUGGAAGUGCCGGAUUGGGCAAUUGAGUGUUACAAGCGAGUUGGCCUAUUGAUUUUCGGUUCGGGCGUGUGCGAGCUGACCACAGAUAUUGCCAAAUAUUCGAUUGGUAGGCUGAGACCACAUUUCUUUGCGGUCUGUCAACCAAUUUUACCCGAUGGUACCACCUGUGAGAAUCCCAUGAACCAAGGCCGCUAUAUUGAGGACUUCACCUGCCGUGGUUUGGAUUAUCCCGCCAAAAUUAUCAAGGAAUCGCAUUUGUCAUUUCCCAGUGGCCAUGCCAGUUUUACUUCAUUUACGAUGAUCUAUACAGCGAUUUAUUUGCACAAACGCCUGACCUGUUCACGCAGUAAAAUGUUCAAACAUUUACUUCAAUUCAUAUUUUUAAUGUUCGCCUGGUAUACAUCACUGACACGUGUUUCCGAUUACAAACAUCAUUGGACUGAUGUUCUGGCCGGAGCAUUAAUUGGCACAGCCUAUGCAAUAAUUGUGACAUCUUCCAUGUGGUAGUAAUUAAAUGCAAAAGAAAACAGCAGCAUAUGAAACACAAUUAUUUGUUGUUGGGAUUUUAUUAUGGAAAUACUUUUCUAAAUAUGGCGUGGACGUAUUAAUCUUUUUUUCCCCUAACCGGAGAUGGGAAUGUGUUAUGUUUAAUUUUGUUUUUAAGUUGGGAUUAAAUCCUCUUAUCAUUAAAUACUACUUUUUUUAGGUUUUUAAGAUUAAAUUUUUGGUUUAAUUGCUUUAAAUGAUAAAAAGAAAAUUAAUUUUUAUUUUAGAAAUAUAUUUUGUAUCAAUAUUUGGUGUAACCCAAGGCCUAAGGUUAUUUUGUUUAGAUGCCUGUUAUUGCCAUAGUUUUAUUUUAACUUUUAUCAUUUCUGUGAUUUUUUUUACAUUUUCGUUUAUUAUUUUUCUUUAAAAACUUGCAAUUCUACCUAAAAGCUUUAGUUUUUUAUUAAAUUUAUGUUUUUUUUUUUAUUUUUUUCCUUCGGCCUUACACACCUUAACCCAUUUUUUUUAUCAAAUUGUAUUUAUGGCAAUCUCAUUAAAAAUAUUUAUAUUUAUGUGUGUAUUGUGGCAUGCACAAGUAAAGUUUCUUAUAUAAUUAUAUAUUUUUUUUAAUAAUUUUUAAGUUUAAAUUAUUAUUCGCACUACAGUAAAGCAUCACAAAGUAUUUAUUCGAAAUAAGUGUACAAUGUAUUAUUUUACAGCAACAACAAUAAGAACAAAAACUUAAUAAAUAUUUCUAAUUAUAAGACAAAAGG
This is a messenger RNA of Musca domestica (house fly), 3488 nucleotides long. RefSeq names its product putative phosphatidate phosphatase. Gene Ontology annotation, biological process: phospholipid dephosphorylation; signal transduction; phospholipid metabolic process. Gene Ontology annotation, molecular function: phosphatidate phosphatase activity. Bases 1390 to 2736 code for a protein of 448 amino acids. The record is from RefSeq and is a predicted model, not a curated record. NCBI's taxonomy places the organism in Eukaryota, Metazoa, Arthropoda, Insecta, Diptera, Muscidae. The transcript has 7 exons.